Closterium sp. Naga37s-1 is the source of this 2235-nucleotide messenger RNA. NCBI's taxonomy places the organism in Eukaryota, Viridiplantae, Streptophyta, Zygnematophyceae, Desmidiales, Closteriaceae. The record is from the annotation of a GenBank genome assembly.
AUGACGAUCUCAGCAUUCCGAACCGCUGUGACUCACCAGCACGGCACAGGGUCUAGUUCUGCUGCUACUAGCAGCACCAGCAGCAGCACUGGGCUCUUGGAUCUACCCCUCGACACCAUCUGUACCAUUCUCCACCGCUUGAAACCCCGGGAUCUCAUCGCCGCCUCGCUGACGUGUCGCACCCUACACGGGCUCAUCGACCAGCCCAACACGUGGCUGACUCUCUGCCGGAAGUGGGAGGGCCAGCUGGCGCUCAGCGAGUGGGUCGUGCACGCGAACUCGGCGAAUUGUCUGUUUCGCCUGUUACACACCUUGAGUCCCCUGGUGGGGGUGUGGGCGGCGGAGGAUCUGGCUCCCCGGGGCGGGCUGCUAUACGUCACAUGGGAGCGCAUGGCUGUUGUCGCUUAUCGAAUCAUCCCCGAUUGGCUUGACGGCAAUCUCAUCUCCGCGCGCCUCUUCACCAUCUCCGCCUUCCCCGACGGCACGACGCAGCUCAGCCUGGUCACGGGGAGGGGCGCGGACGACGAGUUUCCGCUCGAGCUGCCCGGCGUGCUCGUCUGGGAGUCCCCCGCGCGCGCCAAAUUCCACCUGCAGACGCUCCUCCCGCCCUCGUCCCGCUCCCCCGCUAUCUUCGCCGCGUCGCCCUUCGCCAAGGUUGAUGGUAACCGGGUGUCGCCACCGGCGGUGCCCCUGAAGAGGGUCGUCGCGGGGCCGUCGUCUGCGUCGUCGCUGUCGUCGCUGGGCGCUGCGGAGAGGCUCAAGGCGACGUUUCAGCGAGCUGGCCUGGCCCGAUUUGCCGCUACAGCCGGUCCUCUCUCGGCCGUGCUCCCGACUGCUUCAGCUUCCGCUGCUACAGCCGUGCUUCCUUCCGCUGCUCGCGCAGCCGUGCCUUCUUUACCGCCGCGCCCUCCCCCGAGCCGAUCUGCAGGGAGCAGUGGCACCGUGUCAACCGUGCAGCAGCAGCAGCAGCUUGAAACGAGCCGCGCUACAGCGUCGAGUGGAGCGAGGCGGCUUCAGCAACGAUUCAGCCAAUCGGGGCUCAGCAUCGGCGGCGCUAACCUCCUCAAAGGGGGAGCCGUUAGUCCCACGGGGAAGGAGGAAGAAAGCUCGAAGCGCCUUCAGCUUCGCGCUCUGCAAUAUUUGACUGGGUUGAAACAAGAUUCCGGAAGCUCUCCGUCGAAGGCUGCCGCGGCGACUCCAUCCAAGCGUACUAGAUCCGAGUGUGACAAUAACGAGGCCUCGCCUGACGAAUCUAGAAGGUUACGGUCACGGGUGGAAGCGACAAGAGACACACGCGGCGGCAAUGAUGACGUCGCGGUUACCAGCGGGGCUGCGGCGCUUUCUCCCCCGCAAGUGGCUUUUUCUGCUUCCCGCGGUACUUCCGCGGGGGCUUCUGCCACGGCUUCCGCCGCGGGGAGUUCCGCCUCUGCUGUGCCUUCCGCCAGCAGCGCGGAGUGGUCGCUGAAGCGGCGAGCAAUUGGCGCGCUUCAUUACGCGGACGAGUCACACUGCCUUGGCGCACGUAUGGGGGCUGGCGGAGGGGCGUUCGCGGGAUUCGGCGGAAGCUCCUGCGGAAAGGGUGGGAAUGUGUUCGGGCAGCAAAAAGGGAGUCAGCAACCGUCGGAAUGGUCCGACGGGCAGACUAAAAGGGUACCUGUGCCGAAGUCCACCUAUCAUCGCGUGCCUGUUGCGGGAGAGAUUCAAACGAGCGAAUCAGCGUCAAGAGGAGGAGACAGGGACACCUCGGGAACGGAUUCAUCCAGAUCUCGUUUGCCCGCGUGGGUGCGAGAUCUCGAGGGCCUCUGGACGGGCGUGUUCGGGCAGCAUGGGGUGGAAAUUCUCAACGUUGCGGUUGAGAACGGUGAAAUUGUUGCUACGAAAAUCGUUGGAGAUCCCAAUGUGCCCGGAGGGCAUGUUUCGUUCAAGGCUCGGAUCGACUCGGUGCAAACUGCUGCUGACGAGAGUGAGCGGUGGAAUGAAGUGGUGGGCCAGGCGAGAAGAUUGAUCCAGGCGCAAGGCCAAGCGGCGGAUCCUGCUCUGGGACAACAGCUUCAGUUCUCAAACUUAUUGGAAGGGGAAGGGAGAAUAGCAGACUACAACUUCAAGAACCCUCAGUGGGUGAAUGGAACUUUGCUGGUUGACUCAGCUGGUCGGAUCUCUUUUCUGUGGGAGGAGUUGAACUUCCUUGUGCAAAUGAAAAGGCUACAUGUGGAGGAGCUUCUAUUUAAUUCAUGA